Molecule: messenger RNA, 2721 nt
Organism: [Candida] anglica
Lineage: Eukaryota; Fungi; Ascomycota; Pichiomycetes; Serinales; Debaryomycetaceae
Source: the annotation of a GenBank genome assembly
CUUUGGAAAACUCACCGCGCAUUUUUAAAAACAAUAAGAUGUUUAAGUCUAUGUUUAAUUCGGGGAUUCGAUCUCUUUAUACAGUACUGGAUAAUCCAACAUUUGUUUCUGAACCAUGGGCAGUAUAUCCUGCCAAAAGAAAUCGGGAUGGAAAACUUGCAUCAGUGUUUAUAUUCGAUAAGAAAAGAUUUGAAAGUCAAAUCAAUGCGUUAACUGGAUCGAGUUCAAAUUCCAAGAAUCCAAAAGUCAUUCUAUCAGAAUGUUACGAACUAAUUAAGUUUGAAUUAAGUCAAGCAGCAAAAUUGAAACAUCCUCAAAUUCUUACUAUACUUGAACCAUUAGAAGAAACUAAACUGAAAUUCUUAUUUGUUUCUGAGCCUGUGGUUAAUAAUCUUAAGACUGUGUCUUUACAAAAAUUGGACGACUUGACUAUUCAAAAGGGGCUUUUACAAGUCUCUAAAAGUUUACAAUUCCUUCAUAACUUCUGUCAUAUUAUUCAUUUCAAUUUACAACCUUCUUCAAUAUUUAUCAACGAUCAAGGAGAUUGGAAACUUUCAGGAUUUCGGUUUUUACAUAACUUAAAUGAUUUAUCUCCCCAAGAGAUAGAUAAUUUUUAUAUUAUGAAUAAUUCUUCAGCAAUCCCAUUUACAAAUUUAAAUUUAAAUUUCACAGCUCCUGAAUUAUUAUUAGAUUCAAGUCUGAAAUUAGGAUUACCAAAUGACAUAUGGUCGUUAGGUUGCAUUAUUUAUUUCCUUUAUAAUCAAGGUGAAUAUUUGGUCGAUUGCUUUGAUUCGGAUAGCAUAUCUGAUUACAAAACAUCUUUCAAAAGAUUUGAAAAUAGAUUUUAUAACAGACAACCCAUUGAAUUAAAACAUUUUUUUAAAAAUGUUCCUGAAAAGUUGUUUAGUGUUCUUUCUCAAAUGUUGUCGAGAUAUCCUCAUGAUAGACUUACAAUUGAUCAAUUUAUAGAUUCCGAUUUCUUUAAUGGAAGUAUCAUUAAAGCUAUGUGGUUUGUUGAUGAAUUUGCAACUAAAACUACCGAGGAAAAACUUAUCUUUAUGAAGGGUACAUUAGAGAUUGAUCCUGAAUCAAACGAGGAUAUUCUAACUCAAUUUCCUGCAACUUUUAGAUCUCUGAAGUUCUUACCAUUAAUGAUUGAACUUAUUGUUAAUGAACUCAAGGUUCUAGGCAAUAAUCAUCCAUUAACUCAAGAUACUGAAGACCUUUUAUCGUUAGCAACCAGCAUUACUCUCAAAAUAGGGUCUACGUUUUCAAACUUAACUUUCCAAGAUCGAAUUUACUCAAUAUUAUUCAAAAGUAACCUGUCAUUCUGGAAAAAGGAGAAAACGAAUUCAAAUAUUUUCAAAGUAUUUAUUACUUGUUCCAUUAAAAUUCGAUUAUCAAUUCUUGAAAAUCUUGGAAUCUUAAAGUCCAAAUUAAGUGAUAAGCAAUUAUGUGAUUUUUGUAAACAAUUUGGUGAAAUUGUGUUGGCUAGUACUACAAAUGCUGACUCGCCAAUUUCCACUUAUCAAAUUCAACUUCAAGAGCUUUACUUGAAAGAAUUACCCUCAAUCAUUUCAAUAUUUGAAUUCCCAUACAUCAAAAAUACCCUCUUCCCAUUGAUUUGUCUGAUAUUUAAAACUACAACUGUUUUAUCAACCAAGUUGGCAACAAUUCAAAUUUUCGUAUCGUUUGUUGAUAAUUCAAUUAUCGAUAAACUCAUUGUAGUUGAACAAUUAUUACCAAUAUUGAAUAAUUUGAAAAGUCGUGAUAAAAAUAUCGUUGGACACAUUCUUGAAUUGUUCGAGAAAUUGAAUGCUAGUGAACACAUUAGUUUGGAUAUUGAAACUUUGAUUUUACAAGUACUCCCUCAAUGUUUACAAUUAACUUUUGGUUGUAAUAAUUGUACUGCUGACGAAUUUAAAUCAUUUAUGAAUCAAGUGCAAAGAAUUGAAAACACUCUUGUUGAGAGAAAAUUACAACUGUUACCGAAACAUGUCUCUGAUGAUAAUACAUCUGCGACAGGCGGAAGUAAAAAUGAUUUUGAAAGCCUUGUCAACUCUCAAAAGUUCAAUCAAGGCAAUAAAGAUGAGAUUUUGAAAGCUCCUCAGACAAGAUCAGUCAUGCAACCAACGCAAAGAAGAUCCAUGAGUUCGGAAAUACACCAAGAACAAAAACCGAAAUCUACACAUUCAGUAAUGAGUCCAAUAUCGCCAAGAGUGAAUCAAAAUAAUAUCCCGAAAGCACAGAAUAAUGGGAGUGCAUUAAAAUUUGGCGCAACUUCGAAUAAACCUAUUAAUAACAAUGCAUUACUUCAGACAUUAAAUAAUUCUUCUUUAAAGUCAGAAAUUGACGAUGACUUCGAUGACUUCCAAUCAACAUCUACAGUAACUACACCUACGACCAACAACUCCACAAUCAAUUGGAAUAUUGAAGCCAACAAAGCCAAACCAAUGAACAAUAUGAAGGCUUUGCCCAAUCCAAUAGCUGCACAGCCAAAUAGAAGCAUGAAUUCGGUUCAACCUACAAUUAAGCUUCCUCCUGGAUUUGAUUCUAAUUUAGUUUUAUCACCAUCUACCAAGACGUCAAAUUUCAAUCAAACAACUUCACAUACAACUUCUAACAGUAAUGAUGUGCUUGAUUUCUUAUAAAUUGUUAUAGCUAUCAUUUCAAUACUAGUAUAAUAUUAAUUUAUAGGAUAUUAUAAUAUUUAAUUGCAAA